This is a messenger RNA of Sinocyclocheilus anshuiensis, 1690 nucleotides long. RefSeq names its product oocyte zinc finger protein XlCOF19-like. The transcript has 2 exons. Gene Ontology annotation, molecular function: DNA-binding transcription factor activity, RNA polymerase II-specific. The record is from RefSeq and is a predicted model, not a curated record. NCBI's taxonomy places the organism in Eukaryota, Metazoa, Chordata, Actinopteri, Cypriniformes, Cyprinidae. Gene Ontology annotation, cellular component: nucleus. Gene Ontology annotation, biological process: regulation of transcription by RNA polymerase II. The coding region runs from base 316 to 918 and encodes 200 amino acids.
AAGACGAAGAAGAAGAAAAAAAACACGUGUUGUUUUUGUCCCGCGCAUGAUUGCAACCAAGCGAAGCGAGUGUUAACCAUGCCUUACUGCUCAGACUUUUCGUAGAUGUAACGCAUUAGAAACUCUUGAAUUGUCGCGCUUGUUGUAACUGGGCAGUGUUGUGGAGUCUGUUGAUGUGAUUCAGUGGGUUUGUCCGUCUGUAUCAGAUCCAUCCAACUUUACAGAAUGUGUUCUGAUCAUUAACGGUGUGAAAGCGACAUCAGCUUACAGUUUAACAGGUUAAGGAAUGCCAGUCAUUCUUUCUGCAGGUGUGACAUGGAGAAUCCUGAGGCACCCAGAUUAAAUGUUGAAACGGUGAACGAGAUGCAUAACGAAGCAGAAGUCAAACCAAAUUAUGUGGCAAAGCUGCUUCAGGACCACAGCGAGUACACCUGCAGCGUUUGCGGCGUUAGCACCUUCUCGCUCGCUCGGAUGAACAAACACAUGCAGUCCCACGACCGCGAUCGCCCGUUUCCCUGCGAGCUCUGCGGCAAGCGCUUCGGCUGUCGCAGCCAUCACACAGAGCACCAGCGCGUUCAUACGGGCGCUCGGCCGUAUACCUGUGACCGCUGUGAAUGGGCCUUUACCACCCGCCACAACCUGAAACGCCACCAGCUCGUCCACGAUAAGGAGGAGACAUACAGCUGCAAUGUGUGUGGCCUUCUCUUCUGCCAGGAGCAUCAAAUGAGGAGCAUCAUGAGGGUCCAUCAUGAGCAACGCGGGUCUCAAAUCCAUCCAAAACUCAAGAAUAAAACCAAUCAGAACAUGGACCAGAAGAAGAAAAUACACAAAAGCCUCAAGAAACUUGGCAGAGAUGCUUUCGAAAGGCUGAACACCAGAAUCCAGAGGAUUGCUUAUGACAUUGAGGUUGUGUUGUGAAGAAUAUCGACUACAUUAGUGCUAGUCAUCAUACUUUAGGCUUUUUUUGUGGCCAGUGUGAUUGCAACAAUCGCAAACAUGUCUUUUCGUCGUGUUGAUAAGGAGCAGGGCUGUUGGUUUUCCCAUAUAUAAUCUGCAACAUCAUAGAGCUUCUGCUCUAACAUUAUGUCGCGACCAGAGUCGUAAUGCAAGUGAUGUAGUUUUGAUAUGUCGCUGCUCUCGUGUUCGGUAUAAACACAUUGCUGUAGAUUGUUUACAGUUCUAGGUGACAUUUUCUGUAUUAAUGUAUUAUUCAGUUGCGGUUUGGCCACAGGUGUUUGUAUUUCAACUAAUUUACUAAAUCUCAUGACAGUGUGCAUCUACACAUUCGUUAAGAAUAAUCAGUUCUUCUGGUUCGCAUUAACAGAAAACUGUUAAAAGCUGGAAUUCUAGCUAUAGCCGCUAUAGUAUAGCGAUGCAGAUCAAAGACAAUGAGGAGCAUUACUAUAUAAUGUCUUAAGUGAUUUUCUAAAGACGCUGGAAUGGACAGCAGUAUCCAUCAGAAAUGUACGUCUUUGAUAUUUCUAUAAUGUGCUCUAAAGCAGUGCAUUUAUAUAAUGCUCUUCACUUUAGACUUUUACAUUAAGUAGUUUUCUUAGCUUAAAAAGUUACGCUUUUAUUAUUUAAAAUGUUUUUAUUUCUGCUUCUCAAGGCCUGUUUUUGUUGUGCCUGUAUAAAGCACUUGAAUAUGACAUGUUUGAUGUAAAUAAAUGUUUUUUUUUCGUGGUAUUAC